AUGUCGCCUCAACUCCACCGCAAUCCCCCCUUUCGUGCUGAGCACUUGGGGUCUCUUCUGAGAACGAAUGCACUUCUGGAAGCGAAGACAGCCUUUGAGAAAGGGCAACUCCCCAGUGCCGAUCUAGCCGCGAUUGAAAACAAGGACGUCAAGGAAGUUGCUGAGACCCAGAAGAAACUCGGCUAUGCUGCGAUCUCGGAUGGAGAAUAUCGUCGACACAUGUUCUGGGGCACAUUUUUCCCUGGUCUUGAUGGCUUUGAGGAAGUUACGGAUUUCGAUACCGAUAUCUUCCGUACUUAUGCCCCCGAUAUUGCCGCUUUCCUUGAGGCUGGCCACAAGCCUGGCGAGACUGUCCUCUGUACUGGCAAGAUCAAGCAUGUUGGAAGUACGUACGUCGACGAGUUCAAGUAUCUGGCCAGCCUGGUUGCCCCAGAGGAAGUCAAGAACCUAAAACUUACUCUGGCUGCUCCCAACUGGUACCACUUGCGCUAUAAGGAGGGCAAGGCCUAUCCCAAGGAGGUGUAUGCCUCUGACGAGGAGUAUUUUGCCGACAUUGCCAAGGCGUACCAAGAUGAACUGCAGAUUUUGUACGAUGCUGGCUGCCGCAACGUUCAGUUCGACGACCCCAACCUUGCUUAUUUCUGCUCCGAUAAGAUGCUUGAUGGUUGGAAGGCGGAUCCGUUGAAUGUCCACACCGCGGAUGAGGUCUUCGAAAAGUACAUCAAGCUGUACAACGACUUGCUGUCGAAGCGUCCUGCCGACUUCCACAUCGGUGUGCACAUCUGUCGUGGUAACUUUGUCGGUAGCCGUCAUUUCUCCGAGGGUGGCUAUGACCGCAUCGCAACCAAGCUGUUCCAGGAACUCAACGUCGACACCUACUACCUGGAAUACGACACCCCUCGUGCUGGAGGAUUCGAGCCUCUGAAGGAACUUCCCAAGAACAAGAACGUGAUCUUGGGCGUUGUGACCAGCAAGUUCCCUCAGCUUGAGGAUAAGGAGGAGAUGAAGAAGAGGGUGUACGACGCCGCCAAGUUCAUUGCCGAAGGAAACAACAUCUCGGUCGAGGAGGCCCUCAACCAAGUUGGUGUUAGCCCGCAGUGUGGAUUCGCAAGCCACCGCGAAGGCAAUGACAUUGACCACAACGGCAUGAUUGCCAAGCUGAAGCUGGUCCGAGACAUUGCCAACGAUAUCUGGCCGGGUCAGUUGUAG
This is a messenger RNA of Aspergillus melleus, 1209 nucleotides long. RefSeq names its product cobalamin-independent methionine synthase II family protein. The record is from RefSeq and is a predicted model, not a curated record. The transcript has 3 exons. Gene Ontology annotation, molecular function: 5-methyltetrahydropteroyltriglutamate-homocysteine S-methyltransferase activity; zinc ion binding. NCBI's taxonomy places the organism in Eukaryota, Fungi, Ascomycota, Eurotiomycetes, Eurotiales, Aspergillaceae. The coding region runs from base 1 to 1209 and encodes 402 amino acids.